GAUUGGAGGAAAUGGUUUGAAAAAUACCACAGGUAUUGAGAAGAUGGAGAAGACUUUGAACAGAAUUCAUCCAGUUUCUGAUCCAGAAGCAACCUAUUUUCUACAGGUGUCAUGGGAGAAGGAUUUAGGCACUGGCUUUGAUUUACUUCUUAGUGAUUGUCAGUGUGCCUGGACUGGGACAGUGUUUGAAGCAGACAUUUCUAGGGAGGCUGCUGACAUAGAAAUGGACAGAGAAAAAUAUGUGGCAGAGCUGAGGAAAGCACUGAUAGCUGGAGAAGAGUCAGCUGGCAGAUACAACUUUGUGAUUUCAAGAGAUGAGCAGAGCAAGGCCUGUCACUUCUCCUAUGAAAGGAACCUGAAAGAUGGCUCUUUCAGACUUGGAUCUCUGAAGCUGCAGGAAGUCCCAAGGCCAGCAGAGGUGGUCAAGGAACUCCUUGGUUACUGCCUGGACAGGCUGGGAAAGCUGCAGGCCAAAACUGAGCAUCUGCAGAGAGAAAAUGAAAAGCUUCUCAGCAACUGUAGCGAUGCAGAGAAGAGGCUGGAAAAAUGCGUGGAAGCUAAAGAGGAGCUGGAGGCAGACCUUUAUAGCAAGUUUGUUUUGGUGCUGAAUGAAAAGAAGGCAAAGAUAAGAAGCUUGCAGAAGUUGUUGAGUGAAGCUAAAGAAUCUGCAGUGGAUGCCAAAUGCGCAAGGGAUAGUAUAGCUACUACUCAGAUGGUUAUAAAGAGGGAAAAGAACUAUGAUGCCAGCACUGAUGAGGAAAGUGAAAAUCCAGCAUGGGCCUCGUUGCCAUCAGCUCCAGAACGAAGGGAUUCCUCCCUCCUGGGCAGCCCAGACAUCGUGGACCCAGCUCCGAGGAGAAAACGAAGGCAGAGGACAGCAAAACCUGCAGGGGCAGGAGCUAAGGUGGCUGCUUACGAGGCAGAGCAGGAAAAGCCUGGCCCGGCCUCGCAGGCGACGUCGGGGCAGCGCUGCCCGGAUUGGGAUCUGGAAACCCUGGAAAACUCCUGUCAGCCAGAGGACCUCUUGGAGCACAUGUAGCCACCUGUGUGCUGGGAAGGGGGGCACUGGUGCUUCCCCCAGGGAGAAGCCAUAAACUAAAAUAGUUUUUUUAACAGAGCAGAGCCAAAAUCUUUGCUCUGAGGCUCUAAACCCUCCAGGGCCGCGCUUCUCCCGCCCUUGCAGACCCUCGGCCCUGCUGCACCUCCUCUGUGCGGGGCUAAAAGUUGAGUUUAGCCUCUGUGUAGACCUUUUAUCACCUGCAUGUGGGAAGGGAGAGCUCUGUGGAUGUGCUCUUGCAUCUUCCCAGCCUCUGAUGGUGCUCAGGAUUCACCAUUUCCCAUGAAGUGAUCCCACGGUUCUCAGCCUUUCCCAGCUCAGCCCAGACAUGGUCUGGAUAAAUCAGCUUUAUUUGAGGUGCAGAUGUGAUCUUGGAACGGUCUGUUCUGAGCCAAAGCAUACAAAGAGAUGUCCUUUUACUUGAGGGCACUAUGCAUUAUCAGGUAUUCCUGCUUUUGGGAGUAAAGUGCUACUGAAGUUGAUAUUAACUCUAUUUUAACAUUCCGUAGAAACCCACGGCGUUUAAAAUUGUGAUUUUUUUGAUACUUCAGCUUUUUUC
This is a messenger RNA of Pseudopodoces humilis (Tibetan ground-tit), 1616 nucleotides long. It is a transcript of the gene XRCC4, whose product is annotated as X-ray repair cross complementing 4. Gene Ontology annotation, molecular function: DNA binding. Gene Ontology annotation, cellular component: DNA-dependent protein kinase-DNA ligase 4 complex; nucleus; DNA ligase IV complex. The record is from RefSeq and is a predicted model, not a curated record. Gene Ontology annotation, biological process: positive regulation of ligase activity; response to X-ray; immunoglobulin V(D)J recombination. NCBI's taxonomy places the organism in Eukaryota, Metazoa, Chordata, Aves, Passeriformes, Paridae.